CACGCACUCCCAUAUGCCUCUGAGUGACACUACCGCCGAUACUGAUCCGAGUAGUCUUGCCUGCGCCGUUACAGAAGGAUUCUCUCCUUGACGAGCGACGAGAUGGCUGAAGGCCUAUGGACGUCCACGUCAGAAGGUAAUGAUCAUUGCGGGGCUAGGUCACGUGAUGUGCCAUCCCGCCAAGGGCAACCAUCCGAGGGAUGGCAGGGCGCCUUGGGAUGGCAGCCAUCCCCAACAUCACAACCAUCCUAGGGAUGGCAAGGAAGGAAGGGAUGGCAGGACAAGAAGCAAUGAGGAUAUAAGGAUGGAUGGAUUUCAUUAUUUACUCUCGUUGUGGUCAACUCAAAUUGUACUUUCUUACUAGUAUCUUUACUUAACAAGAUUGUCACAAGUUAGUCUAUUAAAUAGAUUAGUCUUGUCAAACCCUCCU
Molecule: messenger RNA, 430 nt
Organism: Bipolaris sorokiniana ND90Pr
Lineage: Eukaryota; Fungi; Ascomycota; Dothideomycetes; Pleosporales; Pleosporaceae
Exons: 1
Coding region: 140-364 (74 amino acids)
Source: RefSeq, a predicted model, not a curated record